UCGGCCCAGUCGAGAAGAGCUGCGGGACGGUUCGCGUGUGGGCUGGGACGCGCUGUUCGCCGUCUCCACCGCCGACGCCGCUGCAACCCUGCGCGACCACAGGGCGAGACGGCCAUGGUGGCGAUGGAGCUGGAGAUCCUCGGCAUGAACUUCGGGUGCGUCCUCGCGGCGCUGGCGGACGCCAAGAUCCCGGACAAGGGCUGCGUCCUCCCGCUCGCGUCCAAGCUCCUCGGCUACGGCAUCGUCGCCGCAUCCACCACCGUCAAGCUCCCCCAGAUACUAAAAAUUUUGAAGCAUGGAAGUGUUAGGGGACUUAGUGUAGCAUCCUUUGAGCUUGAGGUCGUUGGCUAUACAAUUGCUUUGGCAUAUUGUAUUCAUAAAGGACUUGCCUUUUCAGCUUAUGGGGAGCUAGCUUUUCUGUUGAUUCAAGCAAUUAUCUUGGUAGCAAUCAUUUACUACUACUCCCCACCAAUGGGAACCAAAACAUGGAUGAAAGCUUUAUUAUAUUGCGGAUUAGCUCCAAUGGUUUUGGCUGGAAAAAUUGAUCCUGCUCUCUUUGAAGUCCUUUAUGCCUUACAGCACGCUAUCUUCUUUUUUGCUAGAGUUCCACAGAUAUGGAAGAAUUUUACAAAUAAGGGCACUGGCGAGCUGAGCUUCCUAACCUGUUUCAUGAACUUUGCUGGUUCUAUUGUAAGAGUUUUCACCAGCAUCCAGGAGAAAACUCCCUUAAGUGUGAUAAUGGGCUCCGCAAUUGGCAUCAUGAUGAAUGGUACACUCUUGGGUCAGAUUGUAUUGUACCAAAAACCUGCUCCGAAGAAACAGAAGAAAAAAGACUAAGCGACACAAGCGAUGGCAGAAAGUUCUUCCUGGUGGUUUAGGAUUUUGUUCGAGGUCUCUUGGUCUAAGCAAAAUGCACCAGUAUAUGAACUUGGCAACAUGUUAUAUGAGGAAAACGUAGACAAGACAACCUUGCUAUGGAUAUUUAUGUGUUGUUGCUUUUAGCACAUAGCAGUACCAUGACUAAUCUAGUUACUUACAAUUGCAUUGGUUUGUAACUGUUUAAGUGGUUGAUCAUGGAUAGAUUUGUUUGGUAUGUAUGAGUUUAUCCUUUUAUUAUGCAUGUCGAUAUACUGAAUAAGAGGGUUUUCUGUCA
Molecule: messenger RNA, 1153 nt
Organism: Phragmites australis (common reed)
Lineage: Eukaryota; Viridiplantae; Streptophyta; Magnoliopsida; Poales; Poaceae
Product: mannose-P-dolichol utilization defect 1 protein homolog 2-like
Exons: 8
Coding region: 115-837 (240 amino acids)
Source: RefSeq, a predicted model, not a curated record